Messenger RNA from Ricinus communis (castor bean), 2209 nucleotides. Its product is annotated as putative mediator of RNA polymerase II transcription subunit 12. Gene Ontology annotation, biological process: positive regulation of DNA-templated transcription; hormone-mediated signaling pathway. The record is from RefSeq and is a predicted model, not a curated record. NCBI's taxonomy places the organism in Eukaryota, Viridiplantae, Streptophyta, Magnoliopsida, Malpighiales, Euphorbiaceae. The coding region runs from base 1 to 1275 and encodes 424 amino acids. Gene Ontology annotation, cellular component: nucleus. The transcript has 2 exons.
AUGUCAGAAAGAGAUCGCCAACCAUGUGCGGCUUGCAAGCAUCUAAGGAGAAAAUGUUCUAGUGAGUGUAUAUUUGCACCGCAUCUUCCACCUGAUAUGCUAGAAAACUUCAAAAAUUUACACGAAGUGUAUGGUGCAAGCAAUGUCUUGAAGCUGAUACGCAAACUUGAUCCUAGUAAAAGAGGAGAAGCAAUUCGUUCACUCGCUUAUGAAGCUACAGAGCGUCUUCGUAAUCCAGUCUAUGGUUGUGCAGCUGAUAUUUUAUUUCUUGAAUCAAGAAUACAACAGUUGCUUGCUCAAAUCCCAGUUGCCAGGCAAGAACUGUCCAUUUAUAUGCCACCACCUACUGCAUUUCAACCCACUUUGCCACAGCAGAGUUAUAUGACACCACCACCACCGCAACAGCAACAGGAUGAGGGUGGUAACCGACCAUCUAUUUCUAAUGAUGUAGAAAAUUUUAUGAACCAGCAAUUUUUGCAGCAGCGAUACCAGCAUUUGAUUCAGGCUCAGCAAUCGGCUGCUAUAUUAGAGCAACCUGGCAUGUUAAGUACUUAUGAGCAACAGCAGCAGUUUCUAUUGCAUCAACAACAGCAACAGCAACAGCGGCAGUAUCAUCUACUUCUACAACAGCAUCAGCAGCAACAAUUUUUAGAACAGCAACAGCAACAUCAGAAGCAGCAGUCUUUAGAGCAACACCAACAAGAAGAUCGUCAGGUUUUACAAGAACAGCAACAGAGGCUGCCCUUUUUUCCACUAGAACCACAAUGGCAAGAUGUGCAAGAGGGGCAUCAAGUUUUUCAACAACAACAGCAACAAGAGCGUCAGGAUUUACAAGAACAGCAACAGGGGCUGCCUUUUUCUCAACAAGAACAACAACAGGGGCUGUCCUUUUUUCCACUAGGACCACAACAGGGGCUGCCGUUUUCUCAACAAGAACAACGACGGGGCCUGCCGUUUUCUUCACUAGAACCACAAUGGCAAGAUGCGCAGGAGGGCCAUCAACGUUUUCAACAACAACAGCAACAAGAUCGCCAACAACAGCAGGGUCUGCCGCUUUCUCAAUUAGAACAGCAGGGGCAGCAGUUUUUCCAAGUAGAACGACAACGGCAAGAACGGCAAGAGCAAGAUUAUCUUAGUCCAGAUAUUGGAUGUGAAGGAGGAGGCUCAGCUACUUCUACUGGUGUUGCUGUAGAGCUUUCGCUUCGGCCACCACAUCCUCAGGACUCCCAAUUGCAGCAAGAGAAGUCUGAAAAUGAAGAAGCCAUGGAGUUCUGAUCCAUCUUAGUGAAGUUUUCUUUGGUAGUGAUCUUGUCAAGAAAUUUUCUGUUCAAGCUCAUUUAUAACUGCAGGACAGAAGCUAAAACAGGCGGGUUGAGAGAAGAGGAGGAUAGAACUUUACGUCUGAGAUUUAUGAAGUAAGCAAUAUUGUUUCUUUUCCGGGUUCGAAGAAAAAGAGAAAGACCCUUUUUUUUUAUUUUUAAUGGAGACACAACAUUUUGUAAUGUAGGAUUUUCAUUGAUUUCCCGGAAACAGCUUCAAGCAUUUACAUAUUUUAUUUUUUGGUACAGAAAAUGGUAGGUUCAGAGUUCUUUAGAAACUACGGUACAUGUAAAUCACAAAGUUGACAAAGUUCUUUCUACAGCUUUGCACAUAAAUUUUCAGUCUCAAGUGUAUACCAAAUUUUCUGCUCACUGCUGUUCUUCAUUACUUAUUAUCGGUUGUAAGUUAAUUACGUAUUAGCUGAUAUUUACAUUUUGGCUUAUUUUUAUAACAUUCUAACAUACAAGAUGGGAAGCUCUCAUUGUGGGGUUCUAAUUAUUCAGGAGUUUAGGUUACAUACCGGGCUUUCUUUCUUCUUUUUUUUUUUUUUUUUUCAUUUUCUUAUUUUUGGUUUCAAAUUGCUUGUUUAAGUGUCAUAAUUUGUUUUAGUUUAAUUAAUACUAUCUUAAUGCAUUAGGGUAGUACAUCAAUGUGUGUUUGUGCACUCAAAUCGUAAUUAAUGUUUUGCAAUUGCUAAUAACCAAUCAUGACUCAGCUCAUAGAUUUCAUUUAGUAUUAAUUCUGGUGGCCAUGUGCAUUGAAUUAUAAUUAGCCAAAUAAUAAUAGAAUAAUGGUUAGUAAAUAAUAUUAAAUUUAUAUUGAUCUCGAUCAUGGAGAUCCACUUUACCCCAUCACUGAAAUUUAUUUAUUUAUUUGCCUAGAUUUUCUC